UGCCCUUCUCAUUGCUCAUUGUAAUCUUCCGUAUCGAAUCCCUUCCACAAUCCGCUUUCAUUUUUCCUCUCUUCCCAAAUCCCUUCCCCUGUCUCUGAUUAUCCAGCCAGAUGGGUGUGGCCGUCAUCCAUCCUCGAGAUUGCUUAAACAAUUCAUCUUUUCCCCAACCCCUUCCCUCUUCUCUCCCCAAAAUGAAAGUUUUGACGUCUCAUCCCGCUCCUAACCCUAAAGCCAGCCGGAGCGGCCGUGGCCGCCCCAACCGUCCGAAGCGGGGUCCUUUACGUCCGCACGAUGAUUCACAGGCGACGCGAUCGACGUCCGCAUCCACUAUCAAACCGCUCCUCAAUAACCCUGUUAUGGGUCAAGUAAAAAUCCUCAAACGCGGCGAACUGCUCACCGACGCUCCGGCUCCGGCUCCCGUCGUUGAGCAGGCGGAUCAGGCAAAGACGGAUCUGGGAACGAUGGACGGGAUGAUUUCGAAUCGCGAGCUGUCUCCUGUUGGAGGACUGGCAGGAUUUUAUGCCGGAUCCUCUAUGUUCAUGGCAUCACCGCCGCCCAGUUCGGUGCCGUUGCCGGCUUUUUUCUCUAAGAAGGUUGUCACUGACGCUACGAGCGACCUGCGAAGGAUUCUGCGGUUGGAUCUGCAAUAACCUCAAGUAUUCUGUGACUGGAAGGAUUCGGACACUGGUCAAUGAUUGGGGCUUGUAACCCUCGAUCUUCUCUUAUUUUUUCAGCGGGAAGAUGGAGGGGACUGCUCUAAUUAUUUUGACGCUUUGUUCGGAUGACCACCGUACAUAGGAUUAUUUGGAUUUAGUUUAGCGUUGUUUAGAUGUUUCAGUAUUAUUAUCUUGUGUUGGAUCCGGUGGUAGGAUUUAAUUUAAUUAGGUCUUGCUUUCUCUACAGUUGUAUGAUAGGUAGAUGGGCUUAUGUUCUGUAGGUGUCCGUAGCAGUAGGUAUCUGGUGCAAGGAGAAUUUACCGGUGUUUGUUAUACUUGUACAAGUCUUUCGUGAGAUGUUAAUCCCUUUCUCAUCUAAAUUUCUUAUCUAAAUACAAAGAUGUGUGCUUUCUCCGAA
Messenger RNA from Prosopis cineraria, 1074 nucleotides. RefSeq lists its product as uncharacterized. NCBI's taxonomy places the organism in Eukaryota, Viridiplantae, Streptophyta, Magnoliopsida, Fabales, Fabaceae. The transcript has a single exon. The record is from RefSeq and is a predicted model, not a curated record. Bases 111 to 650 code for a protein of 179 amino acids.